GGCGACGACCAGAAGGGGCCCAAGAGAGGGGGCGAGCGACCGAGCGCCGCGACGCGGAAGUGAGGUGCGUGCGGGCUGCAGCGCAGACCCCGGCCCGGCCCCUCCGAGAGCGUCCUGGGCGCUCCCUCACGCCUUGCCUUCAAGCCUUCUGCCUUUCCACCCUCGUGAGCGGAGAACUGGGAGUGGCCAUUCGACGACAGGUUAGCGGGUUUGCCUCCCACUCCCCCAGCCUCGCGUCGCCGGCUCACAGCGGCCUCCUCUGGGGACAGUCCCCCCCGGGUGCCGCCUCCGCCCUUCCUGUGCGCUCCUUUUCCUUCUUCUUUCCUAUUAAAUAUUAUUUGGGAAUUGUUUAAAUUUUUUUUUUAAAAAAAGAGAGAGGCGGGGAGGAGUCGGAGUUGUGGAGAAGCAGAGGGACUCAGUGUGGUGUAAAGGAAUUCAUUAGCCAUGGAUGUAUUCAUGAAAGGACUUUCAAAGGCCAAGGAGGGAGUUGUGGCUGCUGCUGAGAAAACCAAACAGGGUGUGGCAGAAGCAGCAGGAAAGACAAAAGAGGGUGUUCUCUAUGUAGGCUCCAAAACCAAGGAGGGAGUGGUGCAUGGUGUGGCAACAGUGGCUGAGAAGACCAAAGAGCAAGUGACAAAUGUUGGAGGAGCAGUGGUGACGGGUGUGACAGCAGUAGCCCAGAAGACAGUGGAGGGAGCAGGGAGCAUUGCAGCAGCCACUGGCUUUGUCAAAAAGGACCAGUUGGGCAAGAAGCAUCCAAAAUACAAACCAUCUAAGAGGCAAGAAAAUGUCGUGAUGUUCCUAGUGCAAGUUAAAAAGAUUUGCUUUCCUCAAGUCGGAAAGCCCUUCUCAUUUUUGAGGUUUUUUUCUUCUUUUUUUUUUCAAGUGAAAGCAUUUUGGAGGAGUCAAUAUCCAUCUUUAAAGGUAGCCAGGUCACAUGUAUACAUAUGUAACUAACCUGCACAAUGUGCACAUGUACCCUAAAACUUAAAGUAUAAUUUAAAAAAAAAGAAUUUAAAUAAAAAAAGAAAAUCAGAGAGAAAAAAAAAAAGAUGCAUGUGCACCCUGAUACUACCAUCCAUAGUGAUACGGUUUGGCUUUGUGUCCCCACCCAAAUCUCAUCUUGAAUUGUAACCCCCAUGUGUUGAGGGAGGGACCUUAUGGGAGGUGAUUGGAUCAUGGGGGUAGUUUCUCCAUGCUGUUCUCAUGAUAGUGAAUGAGUUCUCAUAAGAUCUAAUGGUUUAAAAUCAUGGCACUUCCUUUUGCUCUCUCUUUCUCCUGCCAUGUGAGGUGUGCCUUGCUUCCCCUUCCCCUUCUGCUAUGAUUGUAAGUUUCCUGAGGCCUCCUCAGCUAUGCAGAACGGUGAGUCAAUUAAACUUCUUUCUUUAUAAAAAAAAAAAAAAAAAAAAAGGUAGCCAGGUAAAAAUUACUUGUUUCCAGGACAUUUUCACCUGAAAGAAGCAUUGUCAUAUAACAUAGAAGCAAGAAAUCCAGUAGUGGGGGUUAUUUAAAAAUAGCUGGAAAAUUUCAAUCAGCAUGAGUUUGAAGCAACAAUUUAUCAUCACCUUUUAUGGUGGGUGGGGUUAAGAACAUUUCAGCGGGCAAAGUGGUGGUGAUGGGGAAGAGACACCAGGGGAGGUGAUUCCCAUUGCAUUGCUUUGUAAACAGAGGCACAGGUUCUUCAUUUUUGUCACACAAAAUCACAGCUAUGCAGAAUUUAUUAAUUUAUUCUUCUGAGACAAGAAAAAAGCCACCAAAGGAAACCAACAGCUUGCUCCUCUCACACUGGGGGAACCAUAUGAGAGACUUAUCUAUCCCUGACUUUAAUUUUGACCUGAGGAGAGCUCCUCUUAAGGAAAACAAAUUAAUUCAAUGACUAUACUACUUAAUCAUUGACCUUUAUUUAAUAAGAGAUUUUUCCAUAGGAUAUGCUGAGCUGUCUCACUUACAUCAGUUGUGUCUCCUGAGGUGGGUGACAGGAGACCACAAAUAUUGCAUAGCACACAAAUCGUUAAUAGCAGCUGUAUACCAAACCAUUACCUAAAUAUGUAGAGUACAAUUCAUUCUCACUAAUGUCAGAGAGCAUGCUAUAAAAUGGUGAAUCCGGACAGCUGAAGAUACUGAAUAAUAACCUCUAUUUUGAACAAGUUUACAGUGUUCCAAUCAGUAAUUAAAUUGAUACCUGAUGAAUAUAUGUGUGUGUAUGUAUUCAUAGCAGAGAUGGUUUUCCUGAGAUAAGGAUUUUGUUAUUCGGAUAGGCUGCUGCUGGAAUUGUCCUUCUACCCUUGUUUCUUUGUCCUUAGUCAUCACUCAUACCUCUUUCCACUCUUCUGCCAUCACUUUUGUCACCAAAGUCAUGGUCCUUUCCCCGCCGAUUGCUGCUGCAGGUCUAGGGCACCAAGACUUAGGCAGCACUCACCAUGUGCCAAGAACUGGACCACAGGUACCAUCCAGCAUUGCUCAUGGAGACUCUGUCCCUUUCUGUAGGACACCCUCCUUUUAGCUAGCAACCCCUCCACCACCUAGAGCCUCUGGACCUCUCAUUUUAAUAUUAAGAACUAGGAAAACUUACCGCUGAGAAUAACUAGUACAACUAGAACUGGUAGAGAAAUCUGGGUCUCUUGGGAAUGGAUUUUUAGGCUUUAUUGAUUAGAGGUGUAUUAAUAAUGCAGUGUUAUAGUUUCAUGACAUAACGAAUAAAAAAGUUCAUUUUGGACUUGCCUUUCAGCUCCCUAGGAGCUAAAAGACGUAUUUAAUGUAACUUGUGUGGUGGAAAUAAGUUCUUUUUUCAGGCAAAAGAUGUGCAAACCCAUCUGGGGAAGAAACAUUAAAAACUAAGGAGACAGUGUCCUAGAUAACUAUGUUCUUUUCCUGUUUUAGUCUAAAAUAAUGAUUAGUUUUCUUAUAUAUCUUCAUUUGUCUUGGUUCCUUUUAGCCCAAUUUAAUAAUAUUAUUGCAGAUAUUGAUGAAAACCUUUACCUUCCUCUUAAUUCAUCAAAGUACUUGAUAAAAUUUAUACAUAGUACAUUAAUUGGGAGGUUUUUAUGAGAUUAAUUAAUAUAAUGAACUGAUGUUGAAAUUAUUUAAAACCUGAAUUAUUAUUGUAUUAAGUAGGACACUUAAUACAGUUAAUCAGUUCUGUCUUUAUUCAUUUGUGAGAAUUUUUGGCAAGCUAUUGUGAAUAUUCAGGGAAGGGAAUGUAUUUUUAGCAGGAAUCUUAUACCUCCUACAUAGAAAUGAAGCAUUUACUGAAACAUCCAUGAAACAAAAUGUUUCUGAAUGUGUACUAUACACUUGUUAUAAGCCCCUUUUCUUCUGUAGCUAUAUUUUGGAGAAAAAUCUUUGCUUUGACAAAAAAAAUUAUGUUGACUUACACAUAUAUUUUAUAACUAAGCAGUGUUUGGUUUGUGAUAAAGGAUACAAAAAUAUAAAAAUGUUCAGCACACGUAAGUAAGGCCUUGUUGACAGUGUGAGUUAUGCUACUGGAUACUCAAAAGGAACAUUCAGUGUUCUCAGGUGGUCUCUAGACUGUCUCAAGCCUAGGAAGAUAUUUUAUAAGCAAAGGAAUAAGAGAAGGAAGAUUCAGAUUUAAUCCAAGUGAAGAAUUCAGUUUUGUGUGCCUUAUCCUGUUAUUUUGAGAGGCAGCCAAAAGAUGCUGGUCAGCAAGGAGAAUUGUAAGUUGGGCAGCCAACUCUGAUUUCUCAACCUCUUAGCUGUUUUCUUAAACUCAGAAUUUUUAAUGAAUUUAAAUGUCCAUAUCAGGUAGACUUUGGGGAUGCUUUUACCAGUGAUUUUCAGAAUGUUACUUUCUGGCAUUUCUUUUCACGUAGCAUUAUAUUAAAAAUGAAUUCAUUCAUCCACCUUCCCUUGUCCUUACUAAUUUUCCCUCCUACUCCCUUCCCCCUUGUUCUUGCCAUGGGGACAUGCAAACACUGGUGGUUGAUGUCUGAGCAAGGCUGCUGACAGGGGGAGGAAGGAGAUGUCAAGCAGAGGUCAAUGGCAGUGUGCCCAGCAGCCUAGGAAGUAGGAGGGAAAAGAGAGAGAGACAGAGAUGGUGGAUGAAAGAGAAAGCCAGGAUGAUUAUGGUGGUUAUGAUACUUGUCAUGCUGAACACCCAAUUGAGCACCCAAUAAGCACAUAAUAAUUUAAUCAUCCUCUGGCUUGGAUGGCAGUGUUCUAUCAGUGUUGACUUCCUGGUUGUGACAGUUUUACAGUGUUAGUGUAGAAGAGAAUCCUUGCUUUAGAGAGGUACUUACUGAAGUACUUAGGGUUAAUGCACCAUUGUGCUGGAAAAAGAUACGCACACACACGCACACACACACACACACACACUCUCACACACACGCACAAAUACAUCCAUGUGUUAGGCAGAGGGAGCAAAUGAGGUAAAAUGUUAACAAUUAGGAAUUCUGGGUGAAGUGGAUAGAGGGACUCUUUGACUGUUCUUGAAACUUCUCUAUACAUUUGAUCUGUUUCAAAUUCUUCAGAAAAUCAAACUACAAAAACUUAAUUCAUUUAGUGAACAUCUACUGAACAUCUGUAUAUUAAAUAGUGUUAAAUGAAUGUCAAUUAAAAUGCUCAAACACAGUAGAGGUUGAUUCUCAUUCACAUAAGUCCAUGGUAGGUGUUUUUGGCAGGUGGGUGAGUUUCUCCCUUAGGGAGAUUGAGGAACCCAGACUCCUCCCAAGUUGCAGCCCCACCGUCUUCUGAGGGGAUGCAUCCAUACCCACUUCGAAGUAGCAUACAUUAUUUCCUUUCUCAUUCCUUUGGAUACCAGCCACAAUUUAUUCAAGGUAGACAGAAAAUUGUAGUAUAUAGCCAUAUGCCCUGACAAAGAAGGGAGAACAGAUUUUGGUGGACAACUAGCAAACUCUGAUACAAUCUGUUAUUAAGCACUGUGUGUGGAUAGAUGCUAACUAGAAGGAGAUUAUCUUCCCUUCAGCAAAUAUAAACUGAAUGCCGUUUAUUUGGUUGAAACUAAGCUAGAUCAUGGGAGUAUAGAAAUUUUAUAAGAAGACAUAGUCACUUCUGUCAGUGAGCUCAAGAAGAAUUAGUAUGCGGAAUGUAAUCAUACCUACAGGGGGCUUGUGCCACUUAAGUAAAAUGAAACAUUAUUUUGAGUACAAUUUAGCAAUAAAUGUACUACGAGAUCAUUAAAAAUCAUGUUUGAAUGUUAUUGUGUCAAGGAUGGGAAAAAGACUUUUGGGUUGUAGACUUGAUAAUUAUAGUUAAAAACAGUUUUUAUUCUUGUUUAGUCUUAUUUUUUAUGUUUAAACAUAUUUAUACUUGCUAACAUUUAUACUUGCUAAGUAAAGACUGUUUUUACAACCAUGACAAGAACAAAACAUAUUAGUAAUGCAAAUGCCACAUUUCCUACAAUCAACUAAUCACACUAACAUAUUUGCAUGGAAGAAUCACUGGGAUUGAUCUGGCCACGUGUGUAGUCAUGCCCAAAAUGUGAAGUCCAUCUGUUUUGCAAUUUUUUUUAACCACUGUUAUCCAAAUGCUCCUUGGAUUUUUUUUAUUAGUGGAUAUAUUUUGGAGGUCAGACACCCUCUUGGCUAGAUCAUCACCUUUAUAACAAAUAUAUAUACUAUUCUCAUGGAAAUAUAUUUAGACAUUGCCCUACUGGGAAUUUUUUUCAAGUAAUUAAUGUACAGCUUGUGCAACAGCUUGAUCUUGGCUUCAUGGAAAUAAUUCACUCUUAGCAGCAUCUAAUGCCACAAAGCAUUUAUGGAUGUCAGCUCAGAACUUACUUUUAUUUAUCUCUGAGUUACUUUUUUUUUUUUUUUUUUGAGACAGAGUCUCACUCUGUCUUUGGCUUGUCCCUAACCUCUUAACAGACUUAAUAUUAAGCUCCAUUUCACUCAGUCGUUCUGUUGUCAUAUAAAUGAGACAUUCUACAAGCAUAGUUUUUAGUUUCUGCCAGAGCAUCAUACAACAUUGUGAGCUAUGAUGAAGAUAAAGACCUAGAGAAGAUAUUUAAUAUGAAGUUCAUUAUCUAAUAUUUGGUAUGUGUGGCAAAAUAGCAAUCUACUGCUUGGUUCUGCUGUAAUCUAUUUACCCACCCAUCCCAUCUUUCUUUCAAUUUAAAAGGAUAAUGAUUUUAGUCACGAUUAUACAUAAACCCAUUACCAUAGGCAAUAAACAAUGGGGCAAACCAUUGGUCCCAUAGUUGGAGUGUGGUCUGAAGUGUGUUUUGGUGGAGAGAGAUCUAUGUCUGGAGAUAGCUAACAUGGAUUUGGAUCCCAGAUCUGCUCCUACCUGUUGCUGUGCCUGUGACCAAAUCAUGUGAUCUCUCUGGUUUCAGUUUACUUGUGAAUAAAGUAAAUACCUUCAUCAACACCUGUUUUUGAAUACAAUGUUUUUCUGUAAUUUUUGCUUCUUAUAAUGUUAUAAUGAUCAUCCUUACAUCUAAAUCUUGGUUUACAUUUUCAUCAAUUCUUUUGGAAAGAUUGGAGAAGUAAAUUUUGGAGAUGUAUGUCGGCUAUUAAAAAUGUUUAAUUUUUUAAUUAAAAAUUAAAAC
Homo sapiens (human) is the source of this 6526-nucleotide messenger RNA. RefSeq names its product synuclein alpha (gene SNCA). Gene Ontology annotation, cellular component: mitochondrial matrix; extracellular region; neuronal cell body. The record is from RefSeq and is a predicted model, not a curated record. Gene Ontology annotation, biological process: regulation of dopamine secretion; response to desipramine; behavioral response to cocaine. The coding region runs from base 445 to 957 and encodes 170 amino acids. The transcript is spliced from 5 exons. Gene Ontology annotation, molecular function: phospholipase binding; protein domain specific binding; phospholipid binding. Lineage: Eukaryota; Metazoa; Chordata; Mammalia; Primates; Hominidae.